AUGUUGAGAACUACUAGUGCUCCAGUUGUUGCAAGACGUUCUUUGCAAAAUGUUUUAAAACGGUCAGCUCCAUUGUCUUUAACAAGACCUUUAUCUUAUUGUAGAGUUAGAUUAUCUCAAGCACAAGAAAGACCAGAACCUGCUCCAAGUUUCAAUGUGGGUCCUACCCAACAAACUGUUUUCCCAAAGAAGGAUCAGUUAAAGAUGGACAAAUCUUUAAUUGGUUUGACUGGAGGUGAAAUAUUUCAUGAAAUGAUGAUUAGAAAUAAUGUUGACACUGUUUUUGGUUAUCCAGGUGGUGCCAUCCUACCUGUUUAUGACGCUAUUUAUAAUAGUGAUAAAUUUAAAUUCGUUUUACCAAGACAUGAACAAGGUGCUGGUCACAUGGCUGAAGGUUACUCUAGGGCUUCUGGUAAACCUGGUGUUGUCUUAGUCACUUCUGGACCUGGUGCCACUAAUGUCGUCACUCCAAUGGCAGACGCUUUAGCUGACGGUAUCCCAAUGGUCGUCUUUACAGGUCAAGUGCCAACUUCCGCUAUCGGUACAGACGCUUUCCAAGAAGCUGACGUUAUUGGUAUUUCAAGAUCUUGUACUAAAUGGAAUGUAAUGGUAAAAUCCGUAGAGGAAUUACCAAGACGCAUUAAUGAAGCUUUUGAAAUUGCAACAAGUGGUAGACCAGGUCCAGUUUUGGUCGAUUUACCAAAAGAUGUGACUGCUGCUAUCUUAAGAAACCCAAUCCCUGUUAAUUCAACUCUGCCUUCAAAUGCUUUGAACCAAUUGGUUAAAAAUGCCCAUAAUGAAUUCACUGAAGAAAGUUUAUCAAAAGCUGCUUCUUUGAUAAAUAUAGCGAAAAGACCUGUCUUGUAUGUAGGUGGUGGUAUCUUAAAUCAUGAAGAAGGUCCAAGGUUAUUAAGAGAAUUGAGUGAACGUGCUCAAAUACCUGUUACUACUUCUUUAUUAGGUUUGGGUGCUUUUGAUCAAGAAGAUCCAAAGUCCUUGGAUAUGCUAGGAAUGCAUGGUCAUGCUCCUGCAAAUUUAGCUAUUCAAAACGCCGAUUUAAUUAUCGCUGUAGGUGCAAGAUUCGAUGAUCGUGUUACUGGUAACAUUGCCAAGUUUGCUCCUGAAGCUCGUCGUGCUGCUCUUGAAAAUAGAGGUGGUAUCAUUCACUUCGAAAUAACUGCUAAAAAUAUAAAUAAAGUUGUCGAUACCCAAGUAGCUGUCGAAGGUGAUGCUGCUGCUAAUUUAGAAAAAUUAUUACCAAAUAUCUUUGCAGUUAAGGAAAGAAAAGAUUGGUUUGAUUUGAUCGAAGAUUGGAAACAAAAAUAUCCUUACUCCUAUAUGAAGGAAGAACCAGGUUCCAGAAUUAAACCACAAACCAUUAUUGCUAAAUUAUCAAAACUUGCAAAUGAAUCAAAUAGAGAGACAAUCGUUACUACUGGUGUUGGUCAACAUCAAAUGUGGGCUGCUCAACAUUGGACUUGGAAACAUCCACGUACUUUCAUAACCUCAGGUGGUUUGGGUACCAUGGGUUUCGGUUUACCUUCUGCAAUCGGUGCCCAAGUAGCAAAGCCUGAUUCUAUGGUCAUUGACAUUGAUGGCGAUGCAUCUUUCAAUAUGACUCUAAUGGAAAUGACUUCUGCUGUACAAGCGUCGGCUCCAGUUAAAGUAUUGCUUCUAAAUAAUGAGGAACAAGGUAUGGUUACACAAUGGCAGUCUCUAUUCUAUAAGCAUCGUUACUCUCACACUCAUCAAUUGAAUCCAGAUUUUGUUAAACUUGCGGAAGCUAUGGGUUUCAAAGCGUUGAGACUAAAUAAACAGGAAGAUGUCGAUGCGAAACUAAAGGAAUUUGUAGAUUGUGAAGGACCUGUCUUGUUAGAAGUAGAAGUCGAAAAGAAGGUUCCUGUUCUACCGAUGGUUCCAGCUGGUAAAGGUUUAGAUGAAUUUAUUAAGUUCGAUCCUGAAACAGAAAGAGAACAAAAGGAAUUACGUCAUAAACGUACUCAAGGUAAACAUUGA
This is a messenger RNA of Vanderwaltozyma polyspora DSM 70294, 2016 nucleotides long. RefSeq names its product acetolactate synthase catalytic subunit (gene ILV2). The coding region runs from base 1 to 2016 and encodes 671 amino acids. Gene Ontology annotation, molecular function: flavin adenine dinucleotide binding; thiamine pyrophosphate binding; acetolactate synthase activity. Gene Ontology annotation, biological process: L-valine biosynthetic process. Gene Ontology annotation, cellular component: mitochondrion; acetolactate synthase complex. The transcript has a single exon. The record is from RefSeq and is a predicted model, not a curated record. Lineage: Eukaryota; Fungi; Ascomycota; Saccharomycetes; Saccharomycetales; Saccharomycetaceae.